UCAUAUAUUACCCACACAUGAUUCUAGCUAUAAGAGAAAUGAAACUAAAUGCUCAGGAAAUAAGUCAGCCAUGGCAAGGCCAAGCUCUGUCUUCCUCAUUUUGUUUCUUCAUGCAGUCCUCAAUAGCUCAACCAGUUCUUGCGGAAGUAGAUCCGAGCAUCCAACAACAAAACACCGCGCUCAUGUUGCGCCCUUUUUCAUAUUCGGAGACUCUUUCUUAGAUGCUGGCAACAAUAAUUACAUCAACACCACAACCCUCGACCAAGCAAAUUUCUGGCCUUAUGGAGAGACUUUUUUCAAGUUCCCAACCGGGCGGUUCUCUGAUGGCCGUUUGGUAUCGGAUUUUAUAGCUGAAUAUGCAAAGCUGCCAUUGAUUCCACCCUUUCUGAAACCUGGGAAUCCUCACUAUCUCAACGGCGUGAAUUUUGCUUCUGCUGGGGCGGGCGCUCUGGUUGAAACCUUUCAAGGGUCGGUUGUUGAUCUCAGAACACAGCUAAGUUACUACAAAAAGGUAGUAGUGACUUGGUUGAGAAGGAAGUUAGGCAAAGUUGAAGCCAAAAUGACAUUAUCAAGAGCUGUCUACUUGUUUAGCAUCGGAAGCAAUGAUUAUACCAGUCUUUUCUUAACCAAUUCCACUGUACUUAACACAUAUUCCAAAUCAGAAUAUGUUGGUAUUGUGAUUGGUAAUCUGACAACCAUCAUCAGUGAUAUACAUAAAAGAGGUGGUAGGAAAUUUGGGUUCAUCAAUUUGCCUGCCUUGGGAUGUCUGCCAGGCAUCAGAAUCAUCAAUCCAGAUCAUAACAAACGUGGCUGCUUAGAAGAAGCUUCAUUGUUGGCAAAAUUACACAACCGAGCUCUGUACAACCUUCUCCGGGAAUUGGAGAAGCAGUUGAAGGAGUUCAAAUAUUCAGUUUUCAACCUCAACAUCAAUCUUAGACAAAGAAUGAAUCAUCCCUCAAAAUAUGGAUUCAAGGAAGGGAAAGGAGCAUGCUGUGGAACAGGACAACUGAGAGGAGUGUACAGUUGUGGAGGAAAAAGACUGGUGAAGGAGUUCCAAGUAUGUGAGAAUCCAAAAGAAUAUGUGUUUUGGGACUCUUACCAUCUCACAGAAAGGGCCUACAAACAAUUGGCAGAUGAAAUGUGGAGUGGGGAAAGCAACACCAACAGCAUGCAGGGUCCUUACAAUCUGAGAGAUCUAUUCCAAAAUCUCUAAAAACUCCUUUAAUGCAUCUUUAGUGCUUGUAAUAUUGCAGAAAUAAUUAGAGUAAAUGAGAAAGAAGAUAUUGCUAGAAAUCUUAUAGGCUAGGGCUAGCAACAUUUAAGAAUAUUGUCAGGUUUAUUAUGGCAUUUUCCCCCUUUUGACAAGACAAUGGAUAAUCUUACUUUAAUUUGUGUAUUGAGUGACAAAAAUUUAUAUCAUGUACUACAAAACA
Juglans microcarpa x Juglans regia is the source of this 1433-nucleotide messenger RNA. RefSeq names its product GDSL esterase/lipase 5-like. The transcript is spliced from 5 exons. The coding region runs from base 71 to 1213 and encodes 380 amino acids. The record is from RefSeq and is a predicted model, not a curated record. NCBI's taxonomy places the organism in Eukaryota, Viridiplantae, Streptophyta, Magnoliopsida, Fagales, Juglandaceae. Gene Ontology annotation, molecular function: hydrolase activity, acting on ester bonds.